This is a messenger RNA of Macadamia integrifolia, 3816 nucleotides long. Its product is annotated as squamosa promoter-binding-like protein 12. Gene Ontology annotation, molecular function: DNA binding. The record is from RefSeq and is a predicted model, not a curated record. Gene Ontology annotation, cellular component: nucleus. NCBI's taxonomy places the organism in Eukaryota, Viridiplantae, Streptophyta, Magnoliopsida, Proteales, Proteaceae. Bases 537 to 3656 code for a protein of 1039 amino acids. The transcript is spliced from 11 exons.
AACGAGAACGAGCGAUAAGGAAAGUGGGGGGGCCUGGGAUUCCUCUCAGUGGCGUCAUAAAUGAUAAAGUACUGACGACAAAACCGCUUUUGUAUCGUCUCCGAAGUGUCUCUGAACUUUUUUGGCUUCCAUCUCUCUCAGUUUCUGUGUUGCGCUGAUGAAGAAAGGAUGUUCUCCAUCAUUCUUUAGAUUUUGCUGGCAAUUUCCUUCCGGAGAUCGAUCUUACUCGCUCUAGAAAUCACUUUCCCUUCUUGUUGCUGACUUUGUGGGAAUUUUGGGUGUGUCAAUUGGAGUUGUUGGCAUGUGGAUUGCUCUUGUUUGGAUCCUCGGAUAUGGUGGUGUACUUUGUUUGGAUUUUUGGGGACGUACCGAAGCGGAUUAGGAGAAGCCUAGGCUUUAUGUCUGAUUGAUCGGAGUUAAUGAUCUUCAACUCGAUUUGGGUUUUAGAUUCUGUAUUUUUAGGGUUUCUGUUGCUUUUGGGUUCUGUGAUUUGUUUGUUGAGGUAAGAUUUACUAAAUUUUUGGGGUUAAGUAUCGAUGGAGACCAAAAUUGGGGCUGAAGGACGUCAUUUUUACCAUCCGGCUUCGUCCAACUUUGUGUUGAAGGAGAAGGAUCUGAUGGGGGUUGGAAAAAAUAGUUUCGAAUGGGAUUUAAAUGAUUGGAAAUGGGAUGGAGAUCUUUUCAUUGCUACCCCGCUGAAUUCUGUCCCGUACGAUUGCAAGAGCAGACAGUUGUUCCCAGUUAGUUCGGGAAUCCCUGAAGCUUGUGGGAUGUCAAAUAGUUCAUCCUCUUGUUCUGAUGACACAAAUCCAGGGAGUGAGAGAGGCAAAAGGGAGUUGGAAAAGCGGAGGAGAGUUAUUGUGGUUGGAGAUGAAGAAGAAGGGUCCCUCACUUUGAAGCUUGGUGGGCAUGGUUAUCCAACCACAGAAGGGGAGGUUGCCAAUUGUGAGGGAAAUAAUGGGAAGAAGACCAAACUUAUUGGGGCUUCUUCGAACCGUGCGGUUUGUCAGGUAGAGGAUUGUGGAGGCGACCUGAGCAAUGCCAAAGACUACCACAGACGACACAAGGUCUGUGAAAUACACUCCAAAGCCAGCGGGGCACUAGUAGGGAAUGUUAUGCAGCGGUUCUGUCAGCAGUGCAGCAGGUUUCAUGUUCUUCAAGAGUUUGAUGAAGGUAAGAGAAGUUGUCGGAGACGUUUGGCAGGCCAUAAUAGGAGGAGAAGAAAAACACAUCCUGAUGCUGGUGUCAGUGGAAGUGCCUUGAAUGAUGAUAAGGCUAGUAGUUAUCUAUUGAUGAGUCUACUAAGGAUCCUCUCCAAUAUGCAUUCAAACAGCUCAGAUCAGGCAAAGGAUCAAGAUCUUGUGUCUCAUCUUUUGAGGAGCCUUGCCAGCCUUGCUGGUACAUUUGAUGGGAGAAACACAUCGGGGAUUCUACAUGAAUCUCAAGAUAUGGUGAAGGUUGGGACUUCUGCCGGAACAUCAUCAGAAGCAGCACCCAGUUUGCUUGUGAAUGGGCGAGAAGCUACUGGACAUUUGGGCUCAACUACUAAAACCAAUACAAGUACUUUUGCUCAAUGCUCUCAAAAUGGGCAUAUUGACCAAUAUGUUGAUUUAGCAAUAUCGGAGGUGCCACAGAAAAGAAAUAUUACAGGUGAUCAUGGUGGACCUCUGCAAAAUGUACCUCCUCCAAAACCCACAACUUUGUUUCCAAUAAGAGACAGCCUUCCUGCCAAGGCAGCGGUCACACAGUCUACCAAUGGGAGGAUCAAAUUAAACAACAUUGACCUGAAUAACGUCUAUAAUGACUCGCAAGAUUGUGUAGAAGACUUAGACAGGUCACAGGUCUCUGGACUUAAUUGCCCUUCUUGGAUGCAGCAGGAUUCUCACCAGUCAAGCCCACCUCAGACAAGUGGGAAUUCAGAUGCAGUAUCUACGCAUUCGCCAUCUAGUUCAAAUGGAGAUGCUCAGAGCCGGACAGAUCGGAUUGUGUUCAAACUCUUUGGCAAAGAACCAAGUGAUUUUCCUCUUGUUUUGCGAGCUCAGAUCCUUGAUUGGUUGUCCCACAGUCCUACAGACAUAGAGAGCUACAUCAGGCCUGGUUGUAUUGUUCUGACAAUUUAUCUUUGUAUGGCUGAGUCCACAUGGGAAGAGAUGUGCUGUGAUCUGAGAUCCAGUUUAAGUAGGCUGUUGGAUGCCUCUGAUGAUACUUUCUGGAGAACGGGAUGGGUGUAUGUCAGGGUGAAGCAUCAAAUAGCUUUCAUCUACAAUGGUCAGGUUGUUCUGGACACAUCAUUGCCUCUCAAUAGUCACAGUUGUUGCAGGAUAACUAGCAUCAUGCCAAUCGCAGUUUCCGUGUCGGAGGAAACUCGGUUCAUUGUUAAAGGAUCUAAUUUGUCUCGGCCCACAAUGAGGUUACUUUGUGCACUUGAAGGAAAUUAUUUGGUCGAGGAAGCUACUCAUGACUUUUUAGUGGACACAGAUACCGUCAAGGAGCAAGAUGAGCUCCAGUGCCUCAGCUUCCCUUGCAACAUUCCUGAAGUAAUGGGAAGAGGAUUCAUCGAGGUUGAAGAUCAUGGUCUUAGUGGAGCUUUCUUUCCUUUCAUUGUUGCUGAGCAAGAUGUAUGUUCGGAGAUCCGUAUGCUGGAGAGUGUAAUAGAGGUGGCGGAGACUGAUAAUGAUGUUGGGGGAACUAUUGAGAUGGAAGCAAACAAUCAGGCUGUGGACUUUAUACAUGAAAUGGGAUGGCUACUGCAUAGGAAUCAUGUGAGGUCUAGACUGGGUCAAAUGGACCCUAACUUGUCCGUAUUUCCUUUCAAGCGCUUCAAGUGGAUCAUGGAGUUCUCCAUGGAUCAUAGUUGGUGUGCUGUAGUCAAGAAACUUCUAGACAUUCUGUUUGAUGGAACUGUGGAUGCCAGUGAGAAUCCUUCUGUUGAGCUUGCGUUGUCAGAGAUGGGCCUUCUGCACAGAGCUGUGCGGAAAAAUUGUAGGCCACUGGUGGAACUCCUGUUGAGAUACACAGCGGGCAAAGUUUUGGACACAGCAGGAUCUGGACAAAAGCAGUGGGUCGACCGAGGCUCUGAUAACUUCUUGUUUAGACCUGAUGUUGCUGGCCCUGCGGGUUUGACACCUCUUCAUGUUGCAGCCAGUAAAGAUGGCUGUGAGAAUGUUUUGGAUGCAUUAACUGAUGAUCCUGGAUCGGUGGGGAUUGAAGCGUGGAAGAGUGCUCGUGAUAACACAGGCUGCACACCAGAAGAUUAUGCCCGGCUGAGGGGGCACUACUCCUACAUCCAUCUGGUUCACAGAAAAGUUAAUAAGAAAUCAGAAGCUGGGCAUGUAAUCCUCGACAUGCCUGGAGUUCUCUCAGUUUGCAACACUAGCAAGAAACAAACGAAUGGACUGAAAUUAGGCAAAGUUGCAGGCUUUGGUAUUGAUAAGACACAGUUGGGAGUGAUGCAGCAAUACUGCAAGCUGUGCAAUCAGCAGCUGGUCUAUUAUGGCAACUCAAGGAGACUUCUGUCAUACAGGCCUGCAAUGCUGUCAAUGGUGGCCAUAGCUGCAGUCUGUGUGUGUGUGGCUCUGCUAUUCAAAAGCCAACCGGAGGUUCUCUGUAUGCUCCCUCCCUUCAGGUGGGAACUGUUGGAUUAUGGACCGAUGUAAGCUGACAUUUUUUAUUGAAUUGGAGUAUGUGUUAGAUUUAUAGGCUGUAAAUUGAGAUUCUCUGUAGAAACAGGAGCUAUGGAUGGAUAUAAAUCCUAAGAAAUGUAUUCUGUGUACUUAAUGUUGCUCCACUAAUUAAUAGGUGAUACCCUUUAUAGAA